GUGUGGGGCAAUGGUUGCAGGUGCCAGGUGACCUGAAUCGUGCUUCCUUCCUCGGACAAACCCGUUGGAGGACAACAGCUUCUUCCAGUGAUAAGCUCGAGAUGUGACCUCCGUUCCCCUCUGUCGUCAUUCAACUGAGUCCUUUGCCAUCGUCUCUUUGCUCUCCUUUUGCAUGACUCCAUAAGAUACUCAACGUCCACUGUUCCUUGGCUUCCAUCCCCCACAUCGAAUGCCCGGUGCAUCUUGACGAGGCAAUUGCUCCGAUGUCUCAUGGAAACGUCCCCUCCGUGCCCCUGGGAGAGGCACCCUCCUCCGGCCUGGGGCCAAACCAAGACCGCAAACUCCCGCCGUCUACUCCGGACUGGAAUAACCUCAGGAUCAUCCACCGGAACACCCUGCCGCCCAGAGCCCACUUCUUCUUGUACCAAAACGCCUGGGAUGCCUUAUCUCGCGAUGUCUCUCUCUCCAAAGCACAGCUCCUGUCCGGAAAAUGGCUCUUCAAUCUUGCCAGGUCACCACUGCAGGGUCCUGUCGACUUCCACAAGCAGUCUCCCGUGCAGCUGGCAGGCACACCCGAAUGGGUACCCGUCGCUGUACCCGGAAUGUGGCAGCUCCAAGGCCACGGCAAAGGGCCACAGUACACCAACCUGAACUUUCCCUGGCCUGUCAAUGUUCCUCACGUACCAAUUGAUGACAAUGAAUGUGGCCGCUAUGUAACCCAAUUCUCGCUUGACCAACAGGAUAAGGGCCAUCAGCUUAGGCUACGUUUUGAAGGCGUCGAUGCUGCCUUUACCGUCUGGGUCAACCACCAACAGGUUGGCUACUCCCAGGGCUCCAGGAAUCCAAGUGAAUUUGAUAUCACACAAUUUGUCCGUUUUGAAGACAUCAAUGUUCUCUCGGUCGAGGUUUACCAACGGUGUGACGGGAGCUACAUCGAAGACCAAGAUCAAUGGUGGCUCAGUGGCAUCUUUCGAGAUGUUUGGCUGCACAAAUUUCCCAAGACGCACUUUGAGGACGUUCAGAUCCAGACUGAGUUACACAACAAGUACAAAGAUGCAACACUCCAUGUGGGGGUCAAAGUUAACUCCGACGCCAAUGUCACCCUGAGUCUCUUGGAUGCGGACAAUGUCGAGAUUGCGAGAAAGACAAAGGCCGGCGAGGGAAUGAUACACUUUGAUGUCCAUGUCAAGAAUCCCCACAAAUGGACGGCCGAAACCCCCUAUUUGUACCAGCUCGCUCUUUCGAUGCCUGGUUGUUCCCUUGCUGAACGGGUUGGCUUCCGCAAAGUUGAACUCAUUGAUGGAGUCUUUUGUGUCAACGGACAACCUAUCAAGCUCCGCGGUGUCAACAGACAUGAACAUCAUCCUGAUCAUGGACGGGCAGUUCCCUUUGACUUUUUGAAGGAGGACCUCCUGCUCAUGAAGAGGCACAACAUCAACGCCAUCCGAACUUCUCAUUACAUCAAUGACCCCCGGCUGUACGAACUGGCAGAUGAGCUUGGCUUGUGGAUCUUGGACGAGUGUGACCUCGAGUGUCAUGGCUUGUUUGUUGUGGGUGUGGAUGGUAACAAGCUCACAUCCGACAAUCCGGAUUGGGAGGAAGCCUACAUUGAUCGUGCUCGCCAGAUGGUCAUGCGGGACUUCAACCGCCCAAGCAUCAUCCUCUGGUCUCUGGGCAACGAGUCUGGCUAUGGCCGCAAUCACAGGGCAAUGUACAAGUUCAUCAAGAGCCUUGACAAGAGUAGGCUUAUCCACUACGAAGGUGAUUGGAGAGCCGAGUCCGCAGAUGUUAUCAGCAGAAUGUAUCACUCCAUACAAGACACGGAGAAGUAUGCAAAGGACCGCUCGUGGGACAAGCCUGUUGUUCUGUGCGAGUACAUUCAUGCGAUGGGAAAUGGGCCAGGUGCUAUCAAGGAGUACAUUGACUUGUUCUACAAGUACCCGAGACUCAUGGGCGGUUUUGUGUGGGAGUGGGCUAACCAUGGUCUGAGAACCAAGACCAAGGACGGCAAGGAGUACAUGGGAUACGGCGGUGACUUUGGUGACGACCCCAACGACUACAACUUUGUUCUUGACGGACUCUGUUUCUCUAACCAUACUCCGACCCCCGGUCUCAUUGAGUACAAGAAAGCCAUCGAACCUGUUCAAACAUUGGGCAUUGAGAAGGGUGGUCUCGUCCGAAUUGUCAACCGAUACGAUUUCCUUACCCUUGAUCAUUUGAUAUGCCAUUUGUCGUGGGUAGACGGCUCGGGCUCCUAUAACCUCGGCAUGGUAGAAGUUCCAAAAGGCAUCAAACCCCAUUCUGAAGGCAUCAUUCGCAUUGAACUCCCCUCAUCUACACGGCCAUUAUCUCAUUUGACACUGGAGUUUCGACUGGCCGCGCCAACGGGCAUGUGGGGAGAUGCCGGUCAUCUUGUUGCCACAGGUCAAGUUGCGGUUCACCCUCCAAAGCAGUUGCAGACACUGCCUCUGAAAAUGAAGCGGAUUGGGGCUGUCAAGACUAGUUUGAUCAACCCGUCACUGCUCUCCAUCGUUGGGUCGGGUGGGAUCUCGUGGGAUUUUGACCUUACUAUCGGUCAACUGGUGAGCUGGAAAAAUCCGAAGCAGUCUGAUGAGAAUAUCCUGGCCGAGCCGCUGGGGUUUGAGAUUUAUCGCGCCAUGACGGACAAUGAUCGGGGAUGCGACUUUGGCAGGAACUGGUUUAACAGACGGUUGCACCAAGCAAAGUUUCAUUUAGUGGAGGCGACGUGGAAGGAGUUGCAUGAGGGAGCAGCGACGGAGAUUGUGGUCAAGGGACGGAUGGCGCCUCCGGUGUUGAACUGGGCUUUGGAGUUGAAGAUUACGUACAUGUUGGGCGGGCAUGAUGUUGCUAUCAAGGUGGAGGCGAAGCCUACAGGGGCCCUGCUCCCCAGAGCAUGGGGGCGACUGGGACUGGUGACGAAGCUCAAGGGGGUUGAGAGUGUGGAGUGGUUUGGACGGGGCCCAGGGGAGGGGUACAGAGACAAGAAGAUGAGCCAGCUGGUUGGGUGGUGGGGUGCGAAGGUGGGGGAGCUGAUGACGGAUUAUGAAUUCCCGCAGGAGACGGGGAACAGGACGGAUGUGAGAUGGGUCAGGUUUAGGAACAAGGAGAACAAGAGUUUGUUGAGUGUGGAUUGGCAGAAUUGGCAGGCCCAGAAGGGAGGAAGGGAGAUGGGGGAUUUUAGCGCGUUGAGGUAUUCGACAAGGGAGCUGGACGAGGCGAAGCAUCCUUUUGAGUUGGAGGAUAAGGGGAAGGAAGGGGAGACGGUGGUGCAUUUGGAUUGGUGGCAUCACGGGUUGGGGACUGGGAGUUGUGGGCCCGAGACGUUGAGGGAGUAUACCCUUGAGGCUGGGAAGGAAUAUGAGAUGGAGGUUUUGCUGUACUGAGGUGGUUGGAGGGAUAUGUGCUGGUGAAGGGUGGUUAUCUUUAGUGUCUAUGGUUCAAGAUGAAAGGGGGGCGAAGGUAUUUGAUUGGGGAGAUGUUGAUUUAUUCCUUGUUUAGUCUUAUCAAAGUCCUUUAGGUACAUGUGUGUCGAAAUGUCUGUCUAGGUCAGCCUUUGAUCCAAUCUAUGGAGCCCUUGCCCCAAUGUUGUUCACCAUCAUGGCCAGC
Podospora bellae-mahoneyi is the source of this 3627-nucleotide messenger RNA. RefSeq lists its product as uncharacterized. Lineage: Eukaryota; Fungi; Ascomycota; Sordariomycetes; Sordariales; Podosporaceae. Gene Ontology annotation, molecular function: beta-galactosidase activity; carbohydrate binding. Gene Ontology annotation, biological process: lactose catabolic process. Gene Ontology annotation, cellular component: beta-galactosidase complex. The coding region runs from base 264 to 3404 and encodes 1046 amino acids. The record is from RefSeq and is a predicted model, not a curated record. The transcript is spliced from 4 exons.